Molecule: messenger RNA, 859 nt
Organism: Penaeus chinensis
Lineage: Eukaryota; Metazoa; Arthropoda; Malacostraca; Decapoda; Penaeidae
Exons: 3
Coding region: 329-745 (138 amino acids)
Source: RefSeq, a predicted model, not a curated record
GUGGUCCGGCGUGCGGCGCCUUCGUCACGAGGCGCACUGCGGGCGGCGUCCUGUGCGAGCUUAUCGGCGCCGUCCAGUCAUGCUCUGCCGCCCUUGGCGUCCACACGUACUGCUCGAAAGCCGCAAUGGCUCGUGAGUUCAUCCCUUGUUGAGUCUUGUUUCAGAAUCCUUAGUCUUGAUAAGUCUUGCACGAAAAUAAUGUCCGAAUUCCUGGCUUUCUUCCCACAAGGUUCUCAUCCGUCGUAUAAAAUCUCUCUGUCUAACCAUAUAAUCGAAGUAAUAAACUAUAUAAUCCACCCAUUUAAUCUAAGACCAUCCGUCCAUCCACAUGCUUUCUGUGAGUCAAUCUCUCUCCCUCUGCGUGUUCCCAGAGGGCGCCUCCCUCGGCUACGUCGGCGUCGGGAAUGGCCACUUCUACAAGUUCGUGACGGGAGGCGGGAAUUCGUGGCAGGAAUCGGCGGCCGAGUGUGACCUGGCCUUCGGCUCGCUCUUCGUGCCCGAGUCCUUCGCCGAGUUCGAGGCCGUGCGAGCCUACAGGGACAGGAACAGCCUCGGGGGGACCCUCUGGGUGGGACUCCGAUACGACGUCAACUACCCCGUGGACAUCCAUCGCAUCGAAACCCACAACAGGGAGGACGGGGUGUUCUGCGCUACGAUGGUGGACAGCAAGGACCACAUCGACUACAGCGACUGCGGCGCGAGCUUCGACGGCAAGAUCUGCAAGCUGGACCCGAAGUUCGUGUGACGCGUUGAGACGUCUGGGAUGAGGGCGCUGUCAGUGGCCAGGAAGGAUGGGAUUCAUCGUUUUUAUUUAUUAUAGUUAUCAGUAUUUGCUCCUUUCAGUAAAGAUUAUGAGUAA